This is a messenger RNA of Procambarus clarkii (red swamp crayfish), 609 nucleotides long. Lineage: Eukaryota; Metazoa; Arthropoda; Malacostraca; Decapoda; Cambaridae. The record is from RefSeq and is a predicted model, not a curated record.
AUGGUAAACGACCACAAUCAGAACACAAACGACCACAAUCAGAACACAAACGACCACAAUCAGAACACAAACGACCACAAUCAGAACACAAACGACCACAAUCAGAACACAAACGACCACAAUCAGAACACAAACGACCACAAUCAGAACACAAACGACCACAAUCAGAACACAAACGACCACAAUCAGAACACAAACGACCACAAUCAGAACACAAACGACCACGAUCAGAACACAAACGACCACAAUCAGAACACAAACGACCACAAUCAGAACACAAACGACCACAAUCAGAACACAAACGACCACAAUCAGAACACAAACGACCACAAUCAGAACACAAACACUAACAGAACACAAACGACCACAAUCAGAACACAAACGACCACAAUCAGAACACAAACGACCACAAUCAGAACACAAACGACCACAAUCAGAACACAAACGACCACAAUCAGAACACAAACGACCACAAUCAGAACACAAACGACCACAAUCAGAACACAAAUGACCACAAUCAGAACACAAACGACCACAAUCAGAACACAAACGACCUCAAUCAGAACACAACUAAACGACCACAAUCAGAACCCAAACAAAGACUCCUGA